AUGGGUGCCGUUUCGAGCACCGAAGCCGAAAGGGAGCCGCUUCUUGCGACGCCCAGCCACGUCGCGGCGACGAGAUCUCCGCCGCCCGCCAAUGGCCGAGUGUACGGCAGAAGGUGGCUUGUCCUCAGCCUCUUCUCCCUGCUGGCCCUCAUGCAGGGGAUGGUGUGGAACUUCUGGGGGCCCAUCCAGAACUCGGCAGUACACGCGUUCGGCUUCACCAAGUCUGACAUCGCCGUACUGGUCCUGUGGGGUCCGGUGGGCUUCGUUCCCUGGCUGUUAUUCAUGUGGUUGAUGGAUAAAAAAGGUCUCCGGCCGUCGCUCCUGCUGUCGGCUUUCCUCAUGCUCCUGGGGUCCGUGAUAAGGAGCGUCCCCCUCUCAGACCCGGCUCUCCGACGCUGGUUGAUCCACGGCGGUCAGUUACUGAACGGUUUAGCCGGCCCGACCAUCAUGAGCGCCGGUCCCUUCCUAUCCACCACAUGGUUCGCCCCGGACCAGAGGGCCACCGCCACCGCUGUCGCCUCACUAUUUUCAUACCUGGGCGGGGCCGCCGCCUACGUAGUGGGACCCCUGCUCGUGCCAGCUCCCAAUGGCACGCAGUCGGCGGGACACCGGGUGUGGUUGAUGGCGCCGGUGUCCACGCUUGACACUGUCAUCCGAGAGAAGAUCCAGCUGGUGAUGUAUGCGGAACUGUCGGCUAUCGCUGCGUUGUUUGUGGCUGUUCUCUUCUACUUCCCCUCGCGGCCGCCGCUUCCUCCCAGCGUGGCCGCUGCCAGCCAGAGGCUGAGCUACAAAAGCAGCAUCUGCCGACUGCUCAGUAACCUCCGCUUCCUGAUGAUCGCGCUGGCCUACGCAGUGCCCACUGGAGUGAUCGCCGGCUGGGCGGGCGUCCUUGACAUGAUCCUCACGCCGGCUAAAGUCAGCCAGGUGGACGCAGGCUGGAUUGGCUUUUGGUCCACAGUUGGCGGUUGCGUUUUCGGGGUGGCCAUGGCUAGGUUUGCAGACUCCAUCCGAGGAAUGCUAAAGCUAAUCCUGGUGCUAAUGCUAGCCGGCGCCUCGUUAGCCUCCACCUGGUUCACACUCACCUGCCUCAGCAGGCUUACACACCUGCCCUCCAAUGCAGCCAUCUUGUACACGUCGUGCAUCCUGGUGGGCAUCUUUAUCAACAGCAGCGUGCCCAUCUUCUUUGAGCUCUUCAUUGAGACUGUGUACCCGGUCCCUGAAGGCAUCACGUGCGGGGUGGUCACUUUCCUGGGCAACCUAUUCACCGGACUGCUGCUCUUUUUCCUCUCUUUCUACUGUAAAGAGUUAUCGUGGCUCAACUGGUGUUUGACGGGCUCCUGCGUCUUCAGCCUGGUGCUAAUCCUCUUCUUCCGAGAGUCGUACGACCGCCUCUACUUGGACGUCUUCGUCUCAGUCUGA
Nerophis lumbriciformis (worm pipefish) is the source of this 1419-nucleotide messenger RNA. The record is from RefSeq and is a predicted model, not a curated record. NCBI's taxonomy places the organism in Eukaryota, Metazoa, Chordata, Actinopteri, Syngnathiformes, Syngnathidae.